This is a messenger RNA of Geodia barretti, 831 nucleotides long. The record is from the annotation of a GenBank genome assembly. Lineage: Eukaryota; Metazoa; Porifera; Demospongiae; Tetractinellida; Geodiidae.
AGAACACGUAACACUCGUCGUGGGAUGGUGUGUAAAAAAUGUGAGAGGAAGCUGGGGAGAGUCAUCUGCCCAGAUCCCUGGAAAAGCGGAGCCAGAAACACAGUCGAGAGUGGUGGUAGGGUAGUGGGAGAGAACAAAGCCCUCACGGCGAAAAAGGCUCGCUUCACUCCCUACACCACCUCGUUCAACAAGUGUCGGAUAUGCAAGCAAGUGGUUCACCAGGCUGGCUCCCACUACUGUCAGGGGUGUGCCUACAAGAAGGGUAUAUGUGCCAUGUGUGGCAAACAGAUCAUUGACGUCAAGGACUAUAAACAGUCUUCUGUGUAACUGUCUCCAUUAUUUUAUCCACUUCUCCCUGUCAUUCCUAUUGGUCGUAUUACAUCUCUUUCUCCUAUCCCAUUGUUUAUAUGUCGUUUUUAUGAUAAUCACAAAAUUUUGACUGCAUAUAUAUAUACCUCUAUUUAUGGCUAUAUACAAGGGUAGUUGUUUGGAGAUAAUAAUUGUCUGGGAUAUAUCGGCAGGAGAAUUAUUUGCUAUUUUGUCUCUAUAAUGUUUGUGUUUAUAAAGAGAAGAGGAAAGCUUGGGGCUGGUCUGAAAAUCAAAUGGGGUUAGGCUCCAUCUUCUCCUGCAGCUCUACUUCUGGUUGUGCACUAGACUUGGUGGCAGCCUUUCUCCCCCCACAGCAGUAGCGGAGGAGAAUGCAGAGAUAGACUCCAGACAAGAACAUCAGUACUCCCAUUGCAAACCAUGCCGUGAUCUGCACAGACAACCAUUCGGAAUAUGCAUGGCAAAGACCUUACAUACAUAUAUAUAUACUUACCCUGGAUGUGU